AACAAAGAAAACCUGAACCUCGUCAUUUUGCCCCAACACUAAUACAAUACUCCCCCUAGAGUCCUAGACUACACUCUCCAAGAAAUUGCUCACUCACUCUUCAAUUUCUGCCCAUUUUAUCUGAUUCUUCCUUGAUUUUUAUGCUCUUAAUUUCAUUUUACGAUCCAUAAUCUCUCCAAACAACAAUUUGUUAAAGAAAAUAUCAAUUUUACAUUUUGGGGUUUUAGGUUAACUUUUCUGGGUUUAUUCCAUAUUAUUACAAUUUGCCAACUUCCCAUUUUGAUAUAAAAAGGGGUGCAAAAUGAAUUGGUGGGAAAGUGCUGAUGGUGAAAUUCGGGUUUUAAUUGCCCCAGACAAUGGUACAUCUGGGACAGAUGCAGGGCAGUUGCUCUCUCUACGCCAUCCUAAAUCUGGAAUCGCAGCUAAUUAUCUCUAUAUCAAUGAGGGUCUUCAUGAACUCCAGUGGCAUAAAAAAUCCUAUACCUCUUGGUUUUUAGGUGACUAUGUCUGCGAAGACGGAGGCUUGUAUAUAUCAACACCCAUAGAUCCAGUCUUCAUCAUGCUUCCCAUAUUUGAGGAUGCUCGAAUGAAGAAGGCGAAUGAUCCAGGCAAAUUCAGACAAUUAGAUGAGAUAAUUUAUAUUGACGGCUUUCCUGGAUAUCAUCAUCUAUUACCAGUUAUUGAGAAAUCUAUGGGUGUUGUUUGUGAAGUAAAAGAUAUUGGAUCAACAAAGUUCUUUAGGCUGGAUGAUUCCAAGGUUAUAGCUUGGCUGUGUGCAAAGGCUGACCGGUUAAAACAGACUUUACUCACUUUGGACAAGAACUAUGCUGCUCAGGAUGACAAACAUACAUUGGCUGAAGUGGUAUCAAUACUGGGAGAUUAUUUGAGAGACAAGCCCUGGGUGGAACUUUUGUGUAAUCAUCUAAGAUUGGAUUUACAAGAUUUGACAAGGAAAGCAGAUGAUCAUUCUUCCUCCAUGACAGAUAAUUUGCAUCAAUCCUCAGCUCAGGAAAAUGGAGGAGCAGCUUCAACCAACAAGAAAACAGCCAAGACAGCAAGACAGGGGAAAAAGGUGAAGAUAGAGACAGAUUCACAUAACAUAAAAGAUAUGUUUACUAGAGCAACGAGAAGCAGAACAAAGACAACACAGUAGAAGAAAAAAUCUAUAACUAUUUAUAGGAAUUUUAGUGUCAAUUUUCAUGAGCUUUUGUUCAAUCAAAAUUCUGGAACCUAGCCAAGCUUGUGAUGUCUUAGAGAAUGUUGAACAUACAGUGACAGUCCAUUAAUGUGUAUCUUCUGAUUUUUUGUAUCUUCUCUUUCUUUCAUUGAACUCUCUUCUUUUUCUUCUUAUUAUUCCCCUCUUUUCAGGAGAGGGAAAUGGUGUUCUACAUAUCUCUUGUCAUAUUCCUCCUCUUGGUUAUAUAAAUAUGUUUGAAGUU
Messenger RNA from Chenopodium quinoa (quinoa), 1439 nucleotides. Its product is annotated as ribonuclease H2 subunit B-like. The transcript is spliced from 10 exons. The record is from RefSeq and is a predicted model, not a curated record. Gene Ontology annotation, biological process: RNA catabolic process; ribonucleotide metabolic process. Bases 302 to 1153 code for a protein of 283 amino acids. Gene Ontology annotation, cellular component: ribonuclease H2 complex; nucleoplasm. Lineage: Eukaryota; Viridiplantae; Streptophyta; Magnoliopsida; Caryophyllales; Amaranthaceae.